Molecule: messenger RNA, 1057 nt
Organism: Vitrella brassicaformis
Lineage: Eukaryota; Vitrellaceae
Source: the annotation of a GenBank genome assembly
CGGAAAGGAUCAGGAAUACGGUGUGUGCUGAGGAAGUGGGAAAGGGCCACGCCUACUUAUAUCAUUCAUCGUGGGUGGAGGAUAGAUAAUGGGCAAGGCGGCUCUGAUCAUCGUCGAUGUGCAGAACGACUUCUGCGAGGGCGGCUCGUUGGCGGUGAAUGAGGCCGAGGAGAUCCUCCCAGUUAUCAACAGCCUCAGGGACAAACCCCUCUUCGAUUGUGUCAUCCUCACGUAAGACAUACACGCAGCGCAGACUCGCAUCUCUCUGUGUCUGUCUGUGUGUUAACUGUAUUCAUAAAUUGUGCUGUGUCCACCUUGUUUGCAGCUGCGACUGGCACCCGCUUGACCACUGUUCGUUCGCGGCCAACCACCCCGGCGCCGAGCUCUUCACAGUCAAGAAGCUGCCAGACACGGGUGUGGACCAGAUGAUGUGGCCGGUGCACUGCGUGGCGCACUCGGUGGGCGCGGCCUUCCAUCCCCAGCUGAAGCGCUGUGCAGGUGACCUCAUUGUGAGGAAGGGUCUGGACAAGACCGUCGACAGCUACAGCGGGUUUGGGAGCGCCCCAGAGAAGACGGAGCUGCUGCAGCUGCUCAAGGACAGGGGCAUUCAGACCGUCUACACAGUGGUAGGGUGUCUACACACAACACAACACAACACAAGGAGGCAAUCGAAUCCCACCCACACUUAAUUGUCAUCCCAUCCGUGUGUUUUGUGUGUCUGUCUGACAUGCAUCAUACAGGGUCUUGCAACCGAUUACUGUGUGGGCUCGACCGCCCUUGACGCCGCCAAGAAUGGCUUCGAGACGUACGUGGUGCUGAAUGCCUGUCGGGGGGUGGCGCAGUGCACGACGGACAGCAUGAAGCAGAAGCUGCAGGAGGCCAACGUCAAGAUCAUUCAGUCGACCGAUGUGCCGUAGCUGGCCUGGCCAAGCCCCCUUCGGUUCUGUAGGGUGUGUAGGGUGUGUGUGUAUGCAGUGACUGAGUGAGUGCUUUGGGUGAAUGUCUGAAUGGGAGCGGCAGGGAGAGACGACGAUGCGUCUUUUUGCGCAGCCAGCCC